AAAAAAGUGCAAACAUCCCCUGAGCAGGACGAGGGAGCAGAACCAAGAUAAGGCAGAAAGGACACAUACACCCGGGACCCUCCUGCAAACCCGGAAGUGAAGGAGAGAGCAACACCAUUACCACCCACCACCCUCCUCCUCACCGGCUCCGUCGUCCAUUCCCCCCACUCGCCCCACCGUAUCUCUCCCCCCAAGAAACCAACCCGCAAUCCAGGACUGCCGGGCAGAAGAGAAUGCUGGAGGGGAAGGCGCUGGUGGAGGACACGGACAUGCCGGCGCGGAUGCAGGCGGCGGCGACGUCGGCCGCCUCCCGCGCGCUCGACCUCUUCGACGUCGCCGACUGCCGCGCCAUCGCCGCCCACAUCAAGACGGAGUUCGACAAGCGGUACGGCGUCGGGUGGCAGUGCGUGGUGGGCGCCAACUUCGGCUGCUUCUUCACCCAUUCCAGCGGCACCUUCAUCUACUUCUCCCUCGAGCGCCUCACCUUCCUCCUCUUCAGGGCCGCCGCCGCCGCCGCCGUGGCUUCUUGAUGCGCCGGGGAUGUCCUGAUCUGCUCCUAGGAGAUCCAGCCACCGGCAACGCCAGCUUCAGACUUCGGAGAUUGUACCUGUAUCUGUAUGCUCGCUCAAUUCAAAUGUGCCCAAUUUGUACAUAGUUCACCAUGUUCGCUCAAUCGUGGAAAUCCUAGCAAAGCUUCCUUGAUGUUAUUCUUGUUCUAGAUCCUACCGAUUUCAACUUGUGAGGGCGCCUCAUCUUGUCUGAUAUUUACUUUCUGUUUUACUUUUGGGCCAAAACCACCGUUCACGCUUAGACGGAUGCCCUAAUAGUUGUUAUUCAGUCAGUGUGGAUGAUUGUAGAAGGAUGCAGCGUGCAAGUUGAGAAAUGAUUUCUUUU
Brachypodium distachyon (stiff brome) is the source of this 894-nucleotide messenger RNA. RefSeq names its product dynein light chain LC6, flagellar outer arm. NCBI's taxonomy places the organism in Eukaryota, Viridiplantae, Streptophyta, Magnoliopsida, Poales, Poaceae. Gene Ontology annotation, molecular function: dynein intermediate chain binding; dynein light intermediate chain binding. The record is from RefSeq and is a predicted model, not a curated record. Gene Ontology annotation, cellular component: dynein complex. Gene Ontology annotation, biological process: microtubule-based process. The transcript has 2 exons. The coding region runs from base 234 to 530 and encodes 98 amino acids.